AUGUCCAAACCCCCUCAGGACAUCAUUGUUGAUCAUAUACUCACCUGCCUAGCAGUUAAGUCUCUAAUGCGAUUCAAGAGCGUAAGCAAGCUAUGGCGUUCGUUAAUCUCGGACCUGACGUUUGCGAAAUCGCACCUCGAACGAUCAAAAGAAGUCAGCUCUAAUAAGUGCCGGAGACUUCUCCUUUCAACUGGCACUCCUCAGUCUGUCGACUUCGAAGCAGCUAGUGAUGGUGAUGAGGAUAAUGCAGUACAAGAGCUUGAAUAUCCUUAUGUAAUAAUAAGGUGCAGUCCUAUUUGCUAUAUUGGAAUUGUGGGAUCUUGCAAUGGCUUGAUUUGUUUAUUCGUUGACUAUGAAAAGAUGGUCUUAUGGAAUCCAUCUACUAGAGCUUCCAAGGAAUUGCCAAAACCAAGUCUUUAUCAUAAUUUUGAUUUCUUUGCUGGACUUGGCUAUGACUCCUCUAAUGGAAAGCAAGAAAUUGGGUCCAAGAAAGUGCAUGUAAUUGUUUCAUUUGAUGUAGCAGAGGAGAAAUUCAAGGAAGCUCUGCCACUUCCUGAUCAUUUCGAUAAGGUGGUUUCGGGGAUGUCAAGAAACUUCUUGUGUGCAUUUGGUGAAUGCUAUGGAAGCUAUUUUGAGGCAUGGAUACUUGAUCAUAAAUAUGAUAGCAACGCAUCUAUCAGAAGACUAUUCAGGUUCCAAGGCUGA
Molecule: messenger RNA, 705 nt
Organism: Dovyalis caffra
Lineage: Eukaryota; Viridiplantae; Streptophyta; Magnoliopsida; Malpighiales; Salicaceae
Source: the annotation of a GenBank genome assembly